Messenger RNA from Oikopleura dioica, 645 nucleotides. NCBI's taxonomy places the organism in Eukaryota, Metazoa, Chordata, Appendicularia, Copelata, Oikopleuridae. The record is from the annotation of a GenBank genome assembly.
AUGGAUAAGAGGCCCGUGCUCGCAUCGAAUAUUCCGGAUUCCUGUCCAACUAUUUACGAAAGCGGAUUCUGUUUCAAGUCGAUAAAUGCGAAUCUUUUCCAAGAGGUGCCGUGCGAAUCUUUCUCUGGAAGUCUCCAGUUGACCUCUCGACAAUGUACCAGCAGUGGAAAUUGGGAGGACAUGGAAAGCUUCGUAAAUAGAAGUCUUCUGCCGGAUUGCUUUACCUUUGACGAAGCAUCUUUGAGCGCAGACUACGACCUUGGAAUCGAGUUGCAAUCAGAAGAGAGUCAAGCAGAGAUUUCAAUCAUUCUUCCACUGAUGCUUUCAAUUUCACUCUGUUCUCUUCUUGCAACUGCCAUCGCGCUCGUACUGAUGCGCUCAUUUCUCAACAUUGAGUCGCCGCGUGUAUUCGUGCACUUCAACCUUUUGAUCGCGUUCUUCUUCCGCUCUGCUGUCUUACUACUCGGUUAUUUUAUAUUGGCUCGCACGAAGACCCGCGCCCACACGUGGGAUGGAAAGAUGCUUGGAGAAGAGGUCUUGCCGUUGACUUAUGAUACCAUCAGGUCGAUAUGUCUGCCAAUUCAGCAGGAGAUUGUUGAUCAGCAGUACAUUGAGCGAUUCUUUAUUGGCAGAGAUUUUCAAUAA